AUGUCGCCCGGCGACUUCGUCAACGACACCACGACCGCGCUGAUCACGCCACUGCCGGCGCCGCCGGCACCAGCUACAGCAACAAGAACAACAACUACUACCACUACAACCUCGGGCCCGGUAACAGGCAACGGCAGUCACAACAAGAACAACAACAACAACAACAACAAGACCACGGCCGACUACCUCGCGCAAUUCCCGCACCUGACCGACCUCGACAAGCGCAUCCUCGCGCAGCCCGCCGAUGACUCGCGCUUCACCCCGCACUCGUGGCGCGACCUGCGCGCCCUGCUCGCCGCCAACGCCCUGCACCUGCUCACGCGCAGCCCGUCGCAGACGCGCGCCUACCUCGACUGGUCCCUCGACGUCCGCGCCCGCCACGGCUCCCUGACCGACUACCUGCUGCGCGAGCGCCUGCACUGGACGCCGAGCGCGAACGAUGCGCACUCCGGCAUCGCGUUUGACUGCGCAGACGCGACGCCGUUUGCGAACGCGGCGGACGUGCGGGUGCUGCGGAACGAUUGGCCGUACGGGCUGGACGAGGGGAUCGCGCACGUGUGCGUGUGGGUGAAGACGCCGCUGGAGGUGGUGGAGGUGGGGGGUGGUGGUGAAGGGGCGGGCGGCGAUCUGACGGCCGAGGCGCGCGCGCGGGUGGAGGCGUACGUGACGGAGACGUUUAGGGUGCCGUUGGGCGAGGGCGAGGCCGAGGCCGACAGGGGGGAGAGGGUGCUGUGGUUCAAGAACUGGGCGGCGCUGCAGAGCGUGAGGGGCGUGGAUCACGUCCAUGUGCUGCUGAGGGAUGCGCCGCCCGAGUUGCUGGAGAGGUGGAUGAAUUGA
Diplodia corticola is the source of this 837-nucleotide messenger RNA. RefSeq lists its product as uncharacterized. Gene Ontology annotation, biological process: N-acetylglucosamine metabolic process. The transcript has a single exon. Gene Ontology annotation, cellular component: cytoplasm. The record is from RefSeq and is a predicted model, not a curated record. NCBI's taxonomy places the organism in Eukaryota, Fungi, Ascomycota, Dothideomycetes, Botryosphaeriales, Botryosphaeriaceae. The coding region runs from base 1 to 837 and encodes 278 amino acids.